Pyrenophora tritici-repentis Pt-1C-BFP is the source of this 393-nucleotide messenger RNA. Lineage: Eukaryota; Fungi; Ascomycota; Dothideomycetes; Pleosporales; Pleosporaceae. The record is from RefSeq and is a predicted model, not a curated record.
AUGCCUGAAAGCUUCAGUAACCCAGAUGAGGUCGCUGAUGGCCCCAUCAGGAGAAGGUUCUCAAAGGCAUCGAGCCCGAACUUUCAGUUGUUCCGUGAUAGAUUUGGCAAGCAUGUGGAUGUCCGCAAAAAGUCUGAGGUCAACAUAUCAAAGGAUCGUCUCAGUUACGAUGGAUCGCAUUCUCCCAAUCUCUCGCGUCGCAACACCACUUCUGGUCCAGUCCCAGUCAUGACCCAAGAUUUCGGCUUCCCCGGUGCACGUACCAAACCUGGUGUGCUCUGCUCGGGCCAAUCAGCCCGAACAACUACCAGUCCAUCAACAGUGGACAGGAAAACGAGCUCUAACCCGAUCCUCUACCUCCACAUCCUCGUCAAGGAGAGUCAGAAAAGCUAG